Messenger RNA from Hippopotamus amphibius kiboko, 2577 nucleotides. RefSeq names its product regulator of G protein signaling 19 (gene RGS19). The transcript has 6 exons. The coding region runs from base 1301 to 1954 and encodes 217 amino acids. Lineage: Eukaryota; Metazoa; Chordata; Mammalia; Artiodactyla; Hippopotamidae. The record is from RefSeq and is a predicted model, not a curated record.
GGGGGGGUGGGGUGCAGCAGACAGGAAAGGUCCUGGGGAGGAUGAGAAGAGGAGAAUGGAGCCCCUCUGUCAACUCCCCUCCCAAAGGUUAUGGCAUUUUUUUCCUGGGAUUGUCACAUUUUCUUAUUCUUUUUUUGGACUGGGCGGGCUCGGGGACGUUCUUUUUCCUUCUGUGGAGCAGAGCAGCAGCCGCUCCCGAGGGAGUCUCUGUCCCCAGAGGCCAAACUUGCUGCCUGUCCAGCUUCUCCCAUCCCAGACUUAGGGGUCAAAGCCUGGAGGGGCCGGGGAAGGGGAGGGAGCCCCCUCCUGCAUGCCCAGAUGAGGGACAGGAACCCUGGUUCAGACCCUGUACCCCCACCAGGAAAGAGAGCAGGUGUCCCAGGGGCACAGGUGGCCCCAGCCAGCCUGAGGAGGAUGCAGGGAGCCAGGUCCAGGGGUGGGUGACCAGGUCCAGGGCCUACAGCCAGGACAGAAGGGACGGCCUCUCCCCCAUCCUCGCCCCAAACUUGGCCCCCAGCGCCUGGGCCCUGCACUCUCAGGCAGGUUCCCUCCUCCAGUUCAGAGCUGAGCUGGAGAAGGUAGUCUAAAGGGGUAUAGUCUUAAGGGUGCUGGGGGGUGGGUAUUGGGGCCCUGCCCCCACUCACAGUGGGUGGGGGUGCAGAGGAGGAAGAGCGGCUCUGCCUGGGGAAGUCACAGCCCGUCUGGGGUACAGCUACCAGACCUCAGAUGUUGCCACACCCCUUCCUUUCCCUAGAAACUUGACCCCUGAGGGGAGGCAUGCUGUGGGGCUGCCGCUUCCCCAUCUGUUCGCUGGAAGCCUGUGGGACCCAGUUGGAGGGUCUCCCUCACAGUGAUCUCAGGGGAAGCCAGGCGGGCGGUGAGCCGCCAAGGUCCCACAGGACCCUACACCUGGGCCCCAGAUUUGAGUCAGGGCAGUGGCCUCUGCACGCCCACGCCGUGGAGGCCGGGGUGCCCCAAGUGUGUAUAUCUCGGGCUGUCACCUCUGAGCACAGCACCUGGUCAGGGGCUGGGAUGCAGGAGCUGCCUAGCCUGGUGACUGCCCCGGGGCCUGUCCCAGAGCGUCCACUCUCCUCUGCUGCCAUCGGACACCCCAAGAGGCCAAGACGGCGGACCAAAAAGACGUUAAAAGGCGAAGAGCUGAGGGAUGGGAGGGAGGAUGAGAAAAUAAAGUGAAACCGAGUCGGGAGCAUCUCGCGGCGGGGUUUCGGAAAGACCCCAGGCUGCGGCGAGGGUCCUGGAGCAGGCAGCACGGAGGCCCGGCAACCCCUGCCACCCACCCAUGCCCACCCCGCCUGAGGCUGAGCAGCAGCACGCAGGGCCCGAGGAGGCGGACCAGCGCCGCUCGAUGUCCGGCCGUGACGCGGCCCCGCCGGCGGCGCCCGGCCGAGACCCCUGCUGCUUGUGCUGGUGCUGCUGCUGCAGCUGCUCCUGGAACGAAGAGCAGCGGCGAGCGUGGCGGGCCUCCCGGGAGAGCAGGCUGCAGCCCCUCCCCAGCUGCGAAACCUGCGCAGCGCCGAGCCCCGAGGAGGUGCGGAGCUGGGCGCAGUCCUUCGACAAGUUGAUGCGCAGCCCGGCGGGCCGCAGCGUGUUCCGGGAGUUCCUGCGCACGGAAUACAGCGAGGAGAACAUGCUCUUCUGGCUGGCCUGCGAGGAGCUCAAGGCUGAGGCCAACCAGCACGUGGUGGACGAGAAGGCGCGGCUCAUCUACGAGGACUACGUGUCCAUCCUGUCCCCCAAGGAGGUGAGCCUGGACUCCCGGGUGCGGGAGGGCAUCAACAAGAAGAUGCAGGAGCCGUCAGCGCACACGUUCGACGACGCGCAGCUACAGAUUUACACGCUGAUGCACCGAGACUCGUACCCCCGCUUCCUCAGCUCCCCCACCUACCGCGCCCUGCUGCUCCGGGGGGGCUCCCAGUCCUCCAGCGAGGCCUAGGCCACCCACCGCGGCUGCCCCUUCGCAGGACCCCUCCUGCAGGCAGAGACUCCUUUCACAAGAACGCUUCAGCAGGUGUCGGGCACACCUGCUGGGCUCAGCGCCCCAGGGCGGUCCCAGGCAGGAGUUCCAGGUGCAGGGCGGGCCAGAAGCCCCCUUCCCCACCCAGAAGACCCAGCGCCCCAAGGUCUGGCUGAGAGGCAGACGUGAGGGCCUCUGGACCCAGGUAGCCCCUCCCACACCAACACCUCCCACCGCUGCUGGCCACUGAGCACUCCUGCUGGGGUUCCCACGUGGUGAAAGGAGGCACCCUCCCUGGAAGCAUCCUGGACCCACAAACCUCACAGAUCCUCCUCACCAGGCCCCUGGGGGCCCUGAGAAAUGCCAUUGGUGGAGAACAGAACCUCUGUACUGUCAAGUUUUGUGACAAAAGAAGACCUCCAACUGGUACCAUCUGCACCCUGGUAUCAGACCCAGGACCUCAGAACCAGGCUCAAGGCAGCAGGACCCAGUUUCUCUUUUAUAUGUUCAUUGAGUUUAAACCAGGAAACAUGUCACUGUGUGUUUUAUCAAAAAAAGAAAAUGUUUUCAUAUUUAACUCCACUCUUCUCCCCAGAAUAGAA